CCGCAGCCGUUUUCCUUCCUCUCCUGGGAUUAGCAAAAGAAAGUAAAAGCUCCCAACUCCCCUCCCUUCGCGACCUGCCCCUUCUCCUUGCACGGCAAGAAAGCACCGUCCCGCAGAGUCUAGCGGGAAGCAAACCACGGGAUUUCGCCGGCGCCAGUGCUGCCGGGGAGCGGGUAGUCUGCGCUCCAGCUCCCUUCACAGGACCGCACAGCCGCCGCUUUCUCCUGCUGUUGUGGCUGGCAGGAACUCUCCCUGCUCUCGGCGCUCUCCUCUUUCUGUGGGAAAUCCCAGCAGCAAAGGUUCUGGCGGAGGCGCCCCAUGUUCAGACGCUCCCAUCUCAAGAUCCUGCUUAUUGGGAAUUCAGGGGCGGGCAAGUCUGCCCUGAUGAACCAGUAUGUUAACAACCGUUUCAGCAGCCGCUACAGAGCCACUAUUGGGGCCGACUUCCUCAGCAAAGAAGUACACAUAGAUGGACGCACACUGACAGUGCAGAUCUGGGACACAGCUGGCACAGAAAGGUUUCAAGCACUGGGCACUGCCCUCUACCGCGGUUCAGACUGCUGCCUCCUCGUCUUUGAUGUCACAUCAAUCAACUCUUUCCAAGCCCUGGAAAAGUGGCACAAGCAGCUCUUGUUGCAGAUCGAGCCUGAGGAAGAGCCUACUUUCCCCAUAGGCAUCAUUGGAAACAAAAUCGACUUGGAGAACCGUGAGGUAACUUUAGAGGAAGCAGAACUGUGGAGCAAGCUUCAUGAAGCCACAUACUUUGAAACCAGUGCUAAGGCAGCCACCAAUGUACAGGAAGUAUUUGAGUGGGCCAUAAGGACUGUCCUGAAGAAUCGCAGGGUAGAUGAGCAGCCACAACCCGAUUCCAUUCAUCUGGAGACCAAGCCACCAGAAGGGGCUCACAGAGGAAAGUGUAACUGCUGAUGAGCCCAAAUGCUGAUGGGAAGAUUCCUUCUUUCUGCCUAGCAUAGGAGUUACCUGCCUGCAAUACAACGGAAAAGGGCAGGCAGAAGGGCAGAUGGGACACAACAGGGGUGCCCCAAGGACAUUUGGCACCAGGUUAAACAGACCAUCACCCCUCUGGAAGAGGCAGUUAUCAGUCUGCAAGUAUGGGGCAGGCAGGCAGGCAGGCAGGCAGACCUGGAUGACCCAAGCACAUGAAAAUAAA
Varanus komodoensis (Komodo dragon) is the source of this 1171-nucleotide messenger RNA. Its product is annotated as ras-related protein Rab-7a-like. Bases 319 to 927 code for a protein of 202 amino acids. The transcript is spliced from 6 exons. Gene Ontology annotation, molecular function: GTP binding; GTPase activity. The record is from RefSeq and is a predicted model, not a curated record. NCBI's taxonomy places the organism in Eukaryota, Metazoa, Chordata, Lepidosauria, Squamata, Varanidae. Gene Ontology annotation, cellular component: phagocytic vesicle; late endosome; lysosome. Gene Ontology annotation, biological process: phagosome-lysosome fusion; endosome to lysosome transport.